GCACAGCAGCAGCAGCAACAGCAACAGCAGCAACAGCAGCAAUUGACGCCGCGCAAGAGCAACAUUCAUGAGCUGCGCAAUCAGGACUACGUAAGCCGCCUGAUGGCAGCCACGCCCCCAUAUUUAUACUCUGCACCGGUGGGGCCGAACAAUUACUUCUUCAGCGACAUGCUGCGCUCGCUGGUGCAGACGCGCAACAAUGAGACCGCGCGCGUGUUGCAGCUACAACAGCAACAGCAACAACAGCAGCAACAACAGCAACAGCAGCAGCAGCAGCAGGCGGCGCUGGUGCGACGCUCCCGGAAGCGCUCCUGGUCGCACAGGCCCUACUACGAACAGCUGCGCGAGCGACGCGACGCCGAGGAGAAGCAACAUCAGCAGCAGCAGCAGCAGCAACAUCAGCAACAACAUCAGCAACAACAGCAGCAACAGCAGCAGCAGCAACACGCCAGCACCGCAGCAACAGCUGCCGAGAAGCCGCUGGAGCUGACCAAUAAGACAGCGGCCACGCCCACGCCAUACGCCUACGCCAAGCUGGAGCCGAAGCCAGCAACAAAGGUGACACUGGGCGGCGCCGUCGAUAGCCAAUUGCAGGAGAAUGCGCCGCCAGCAGCAUCGCUGCCGCCACAGGAUCUGGUGUUGCCGCCACCGCCGCCCGUCUGGUAUCCGCCGCUGUACGCGCCGUACGGCAUCGAUCCGCUGCACUUCUUCAUCGAUCUGCGCGUCUCGGGCCACAUCUACGAUCGCAAAAAGGAGAACGUCUCGCCGCUGUCCAACAGCAACAGCGCCGCCGGCGCCGGCGCCCUGCUGGCUGCCGAGGACUCGGGCCUGCCCAGCAGCAGCAGCAGCAACAGCAGCAACAACAACAACAACAGCAACAAUUUGCUGAGCAAGCAACGUCACGGAUCCGCCUUCACCGUGCCCAUACCCAAGUCGGCGCAGAACGAUGCCAUCAAUUUGUGCGCCAACGGCGGCAUCGCUGCCGGCCCGGCUUUGGGCAAGUUCGAGCACUAUGCCAAAUACUAUGAUCUCGGCGAGAGCAAGGAGAACCAGCCGGCGGCCAGCACGGCGGCGGCUGCUGCGGCUGCGGCCGCUGCUGCUGCGGCCAAUCUGUCCAAGUCCGGCGCCAGCUAUAUGCUGCAGCAUCUGCCACGCCUCUACAGUCAAUUCGCCGCACAACAGGAGGCGGCAGCCGUAGCAGCAGCAGCAUCAGCGGCUAGCCACGGCAUGGACAUGGACACCAAAUCGGAAUCGGCGUCGGCAUGUGCGGAUCUCUGUGACGAGGACUCGCUGGGGCGCGGCUCCAGCGACAUGACCGGCGCUCUUCAGGAGACGGGCAGCCUGCAGCACGAGCGGGACAUCGAUGUGGAGAUCAUCGAUUCCAUCAAGUAUCGCACCGAUGGCGAGAGCAGCCGCUGCUCCAGCAACGAUGAGGCCUCCGUUACCCAGAUCGACUAGGCGCAUCAUCAUCAAGCAUAAUCAUGUUAACGAACAAUGUUUAAUAUAAAUUGCUUAUAAUUAUUAAAUAUA
Molecule: messenger RNA, 1530 nt
Organism: Drosophila virilis
Lineage: Eukaryota; Metazoa; Arthropoda; Insecta; Diptera; Drosophilidae
Product: myb-like protein I
Cellular component (GO): intracellular membrane-bounded organelle
Molecular function (GO): phosphatidylinositol phosphate binding
Source: RefSeq, a predicted model, not a curated record